CCAGUACACGCGCGCCCCGAGCCUGGGAGGCAUGCUGAAGCCAGGCGGCCGGCAGGAUGAGUGUGAAAGAGGCAGGCAGCUCGGGCCGCCGGGAGCAGGCGGCCUACCACCUGCACAUCUACCCCCAGCUGUCCACCACGGAGAGCCAGGCCUCGUGCCGCGUGACCGCCACCAAGGACAGCACCACCUCGGACGUCAUCAAGGACGCCAUCGCCAGCCUGCGACUGGACGGCACCAAAUGCUACGUGCUGGUGGAAGUCAAAGAGUCGGGCGGCGAGGAAUGGGUGCUGGAUGCCAACGACUCGCCUGUGCACCGGGUGCUGCUGUGGCCCCGGCGGGCGCAGGACGAGCACCCGCAGGAGGAUGGCUACUACUUCCUGCUGCAGGAGCGCAAUGCAGACGGGACCAUCAAGUACGUGCACAUGCAGCUGGUGGCGCAGGCCACGGCCACCCGACGCCUAGUGGAGCGUGGCCUCCUGCCACGGCAGCAGGCGGACUUUGAUGACCUGUGUAACCUCCCUGAGCUGACCGAGGGCAACCUCCUGAAGAACCUCAAGCACCGCUUCCUGCAACAAAAGAUCUACACAUAUGCGGGGAGCAUCCUGGUGGCUAUCAACCCCUUUAAGUUCCUGCCCAUCUACAACCCCAAGUACGUGAAGAUGUAUGAGAACCAGCAGCUGGGCAAGCUGGAGCCACACGUCUUCGCGCUGGCCGACGUGGCCUACUACACCAUGCUCAGGAAGCGCGUGAACCAGUGCAUCGUGAUUUCGGGCGAGAGCGGCUCUGGCAAGACCCAGAGCACCAACUUCCUCAUCCACUGCCUCACCGCCCUCAGCCAGAAGGGCUAUGCCAGCGGCGUCGAGAGGACCAUCCUGGGUGCUGGCCCCGUGCUGGAGGCUUUUGGAAACGCCAAGACAGCCCAUAACAACAACUCCAGCCGGUUUGGGAAGUUCAUCCAAGUCAGCUACCUGGAGAGUGGCAUUGUGAGAGGGAACUACCACGUGUUUUAUUAUUUGUUACUCGGGGUCAGCGAGGAAGAGCGCCGAGAAUUUCAGCUCAAGCAGCCUGAAGAUUAUUUCUACCUCAACCAGCAUAACUUGAAGAUUGAAGAUGGGGAGGACCUGAAGCAUGACUUUGAGAGGCUCAAGCAGGCCAUGGAGAUGGUGGGCUUCCUCCCCGCCACCAAGAAGCAGAUUUUUGCCGUCCUCUCAGCCAUCCUGUACCUAGGCAACGUCACUUACAAGAAGAGAGCUACAGGCCGAGAGGAAGGGUUGGAGGUCGGGCCGCCCGAGGUGCUGGACACCCUGUCGCAGCUUCUGAAGGUAAAGCGAGAAAUCUUGGUGGAGGUUCUGACCAAAAGAAAAACGGUGACCGUCAACGACAAGCUCAUCCUUCCCUACAGCCUCAGCGAGGCCAUCACUGCCCGCGACUCCAUGGCCAAGUCUCUGUACAGUGCCCUGUUCGACUGGAUUGUGCUGCGGAUCAACCACGCACUCCUCAACAAGAAGGACGUGGAAGAGGCAGUCUCGUGCCUGUCCAUCGGGGUCCUGGACAUCUUCGGAUUUGAAGACUUCGAGAGGAACAGCUUCGAGCAGUUCUGUAUCAACUACGCCAAUGAGCAGGAGGAGUAUCAGGGCGAGGGGAUCACGUGGCACAACAUCGGCUACACAGACAAUGUCGGCUGCAUCCAUCUCAUCAGCAAGAAGCCCACGGGCCUCUUCUACCUGCUGGACGAGGAGAGCAACUUCCCCCACGCCACGAGCCAGACCCUGCUGGCCAAGUUCAAACAGCAGCAUGAGGACAAUAAGUACUUCCUGGGCACCCCGGUCAUGGAGCCAGCCUUCAUCAUCCAGCACUUCGCAGGGAAGGUGAAAUAUCAGAUCAAGGACUUCCGGGAGAAGAACAUGGACUACAUGCGGCCAGACAUCGUGGCCCUGCUGCGGGGCAGUGACAGCUCCUACGUGCGGGAGCUCAUUGGCAUGGACCCUGUGGCCGUGUUCCGCUGGGCCGUGCUCCGGGCCGCUAUCCGGGCCAUGGCCGUGCUUCGGGAGGCCGGACGCCUGCGGGCCGAGAGGGCCGAAAAGGCUGCAGGUAUGAGCAGCCCUGGUGCCCAAAGUCACCCGGAAGAGCUGCCAAGAGGAGCCAGCACCCCUUCAGAAAAACUUUACCGCGAUUUGCAUAACCAAAUGAUCAAGAGCAUCAAAGGAUUGCCCUGGCAGGGCGAGGACCCCCGUAGGCUUCUCCAGUCCCUCAGUCGGCUCCAGAAACCCCGCGCCUUCAUCCUGAAAAGUAAAGGUAUCAAACAAAAGCAGAUCAUUCCAAAGAACCUGCUGGACUCCAAGUCCCUGAAACUCAUCAUCAGCAUGACCCUGCACGACCGCACCACCAAGUCCCUGCUGCACCUGCACAAGAAGAAAAAGCCACCGAGCAUCAGUGCCCAGUUCCAGACAUCCCUUAACAAGCUCUUGGAGGCGCUGGGGAAAGCAGAGCCCUUCUUUAUCCGCUGCAUCCGUUCCAAUGCUGAAAAGAAAGAGCUGUGCUUUGACGACGAGCUGGUCCUGCAGCAGCUGCGCUACACCGGUAUGCUGGAGACCGUGCGCAUCCGGAGGUCAGGGUACAGUGCCAAGUACACAUUCCAGGAUUUCACCGAGCAGUUCCAGGUGCUCCUGCCCAAGGAUGCCCAGCCCUGCAGGGAGGUCAUCUCGACCCUCCUGGAGAAGAUGAAGGUAGACAAGAGGAACUACCAGAUCGGGAAGACCAAGGUCUUCCUGAAGGAGACGGAGCGGCAAGCCCUGCAGGAGACGCUACACCGGGAGGUGGUGCGGAAAAUCCUGCUGCUGCAGAGCUGGUUUCGGAUGGUGCUGGAGCGUCGGCACUUCCUGCAGAUGAAGCGGGCCGCUGUCACCAUCCAGGCCUGCUGGCGGUCCUACCGGGUCCGGAGGGCUCUGGAGAGGACACAGGCCGCGGUGUACCUCCAGGCCGCAUGGAGGGGCUACUGGCAGCGGAAGCUCUACCGGCGCCGGAAACAGAGCAUCAUCCGCCUGCAGAGCCUCUGCCGGGGGCACCUGCAGCGCAAGAGCUUCAGCCGGAUGAUCUUGGAGAAGCAGAAGGCAGAGGAGAAGGAGAGGGAAGCCCUGGAAGCCGAAAGAGCAGGCGCUGAGGAGGGCGGGCUGGGUCAGGCGGCCGGCGGGCAGCAGGUAGCUGAGCAGGGGCCAGAGCCGGCAGAGGAUGGCAGGCACCUGGCAUCAGAGCCUGAGGUGUGGCCAAGUGACAGGUCCCCGCCAGAGCACUCCUCACCUGAGAAGGAGGCCCCAAGCCCAGAGAAGACUCUCCCGCCCCAGAAAACCGUGGCCGCUGAAAGUCACGAGAAAGUCCCCAGCAGCCGGGAGAAGCGUGAGUCGCGUCGGCAAAGAGGGCUGGAGCACGUCAAGUUCCAGAACAAACACAUUCAGUCCUGCAAGGAGGAGAGCGCCCUCAGAGAACCUUCCAGAAUGGUCACCCAGGAGCAAGGGGUGAGUCUCCUGGAAGACAAAAAGGAGAGCAGAGAAGAUGAAACCCUUCUAAUCGUAGAGACGGAGGCUGAGAACACGUCCCAAAAGCAGCCCACAGAGCAACCCGAGGCCAUGGCAGUUGGCAAGGUCUCUGAAGAAACCGAGAAGAUGCUGCCGGCUGGGAGCCCCAGGUCCGGCCAGGUGGAGCGGCCGACCAGCCUGGCCUUGGACAGCAGGAUCAGCCCACCAGCCCCCGGCAGCACCCCCGAGACCCCCGAGGACAAGAGCAAACCUUGUGGCAGCCCAAGGGUUCAGGAAAAGCCCGACAGCCCCGGAGGCUCCACACAGAUCCAGCGGUACCUGGACUCCGAGCGGCUAGCCAGCGCCGUGGAGCUGUGGCGGGGCAAAAAGCUGGUGGCCGCCGCCAGCCCUAGUGCCAUGCUCAGCCAGUCCCUGGACCUCAGCGACAGACACCGGGCCACAGGGGCAGCCCUCACGCCCACAGAGGAGAGGCGCAUCUCCUUCUCCACGAGCGAUGUCUCCAAGCUCCUCCCAUCCCCGGCCAAGGCUCAGCCUGCAACAGAAACCGCGGACGGAGAGCGAAGCAUGAAGAAGCCGGCUGUCCAGAAGAAGAAGCCAGGUGACGCAUCCUCCAUCCCAGACGCAGGGCUGUCCCCGGGCUCUCAGGUCGACUCUAAAUCCACGUUUAAGAGGCUUUUUCUGCAUAAAACCAAGGAUAAAAAAUACAGCCUGGAGGGCGUGGAGGAGUUGGAGAAUGCUGUGUCCGGGCAGGUGGUGCUGGAAACUGCCACCAUGAAAAAGGGCCUGGAAGCCCCCUCCGGACACCAGCACCGCCACGCCGCAAGUGAGAAGCGCACCAAGGAGCCAGGAGGCAAAGGGAAGAAGAACCGAAACGUCAAGAUUGGGAAGAUCACGGUGUCAGAGAAGUGGCGGGAAUCGGUAUUCCGCCAGAUCACCAACGCCAAUGAGCUCAAGUACCUGGACGAGUUCCUGCUCAACAAGAUAAAUGACCUCCGUUCCCAGAAGACGCCCAUCGAGAGCUUGUUUAUCGAAGCCACCGAGAAGUUCAGGAGCAACAUCAAAACGAUGUACUCUGUCCCGAACGGGAAGAUCCACGUGGGCUACAAGGAUCUGAUGGAGAACUACCAGAUCGUCGUCAGCAACCUGGCCACUGAGCGCGGUGAGAAGGACACCAACCUGGUCCUCAACCUCUUCCAGUCACUGCUAGAUGAGUUCACCCGUGGCUACACCAAGAAUGACUUCGAGCCAGUGAAGCAGAGCAAAGCUCAGAAGAAGAAGCGGAAGCAGGAGCGCGCUGUCCAGGAGCACAACGGGCACGUGUUCGCCAGCUACCAGGUUAGCAUCCCGCAGUCGUGCGAGCAGUGCCUCUCCUAUAUCUGGCUCAUGGACAAGGCCCUGCUCUGCAGCGUGUGCAAGAUGACCUGCCACAAGAAGUGUGUGCACAAGAUUCAGAGCCACUGCUCCUACACCUACGGGAGGAAGGGCGAGCCAGGCGCUGAGCCGGGCCACUUCGGUGUGUGCGUGGACAGCCUGACCAGCGACAAGGCCUCAGUGCCCAUUGUGCUGGAGAAGCUCCUGGAACACGUGGAGAUGCACGGCCUGUACACCGAGGGCCUCUACCGCAAGUCGGGCGCCGCCAACCGCACUCGGGAGCUCCGGCAGGCGCUGCAGACAGACCCCACAGCAGUCAAGCUGGAGAAUUUCCCCAUCCAUGCCAUCACGGGGGUGCUGAAGCAGUGGCUGCGGGAGCUGCCUGAGCCCCUCAUGACCUUCGCACAGUACGGCGACUUCCUCCGAGCCGUUGAGCUGCCAGAGAAGCAGGAGCAGCUGGCUGCCAUCUAUGCCGUCCUGGAGCACCUUCCAGAGGCCAACCACAACUCCCUGGAGAGACUCAUCUUCCACCUCGUCAAGGUGGCCCUGCUCGAGGAUGUCAACCGCAUGUCGCCCGGGGCCCUGGCCAUUAUCUUUGCACCCUGCCUCCUGCGCUGCCCUGACAACUCGGACCCCCUGACCAGCAUGAAGGAUGUCCUCAAGAUUACCACGUGCGUGGAGAUGCUGAUCAAGGAGCAGAUGAGGAAAUACAAAGUGAAGAUGGAGGAGAUCAGCCAACUGGAGGCUGCAGAGAGCAUCGCCUUCCGCAGGCUUUCGCUCCUGCGACAAAAUGCUCUAUGGCCUCUCAAACUGGGGUUUUCGUCUCCCUAUGAGGGGGUCCUGAACAAGAGCCCCAAGGCCCGGGACAGCCAGGGGGAGGAGCUGGAGGUGCUGCUGGAGGAGGAGGCAGCCGGUGGCGAUGAGGACCGGGAAAAAGAGAUUCUCAUUGAACGGAUCCAGUCCAUCAAGGAGGAGAAGCAAGACAUCACCUAUCGGCUGCCGGAGCUGGACCCAAGGGGCUCAGACGAGGAGACCCUGGACUCGGAGACGUCGGCCAGCACCGAGAGCCUGCUGGAGGAGCGGGCCGGGCGGGGGGCCUCGGAAGGUCAGUAUUAAGGUAGCGUCUGCUUUUCUCCUUCCCGUCCAUCCCAGCAGGCCCCAGGGCGAGGGUCCUCCGACUGCCGGCCCUGAAGCUGCAGUAACCCUGCCAUCUGUCUCUCAAAAGGGCCCCCUGCGCCUGCUCUCCCUUGCCCCGGCGCGCCC
Messenger RNA from Mandrillus leucophaeus (drill), 6167 nucleotides. It is a transcript of the gene MYO9B, whose product is annotated as myosin IXB. Gene Ontology annotation, cellular component: myosin complex. Lineage: Eukaryota; Metazoa; Chordata; Mammalia; Primates; Cercopithecidae. The coding region runs from base 57 to 6020 and encodes 1987 amino acids. The transcript has 37 exons. Gene Ontology annotation, biological process: Rho protein signal transduction; actin filament-based movement. Gene Ontology annotation, molecular function: GTPase activator activity; microfilament motor activity; ATP binding. The record is from RefSeq and is a predicted model, not a curated record.